Molecule: messenger RNA, 2691 nt
Organism: Geosmithia morbida
Lineage: Eukaryota; Fungi; Ascomycota; Sordariomycetes; Hypocreales; Bionectriaceae
Product: Crotonobetainyl-CoA:carnitine CoA-transferase CaiB
Exons: 8
Coding region: 1-2691 (896 amino acids)
Biological process (GO): transmembrane transport
Cellular component (GO): membrane
Molecular function (GO): catalytic activity; transmembrane transporter activity
Source: RefSeq, a predicted model, not a curated record
AUGCCUUCACCUUUUGUGAGACCGGCGACUCUUCGCCCAGCUGCUCAGCUGUCGCUGCUGCAGCCGAGGCCCACGUCGUCGCUCUGGGAGACGCGAGCCCAGCUCUCACGACGAGUACGACAAAACACCACCGCAACGACACGCCUCAUGUCCUCCAAGCCUCGUGCAUGGGACAGGGAGGGCCUUCCUCUCGAGGGAAUCACCGUCGUCAGUCUGGAGCAGGCCAUUUCCGCGCCCUUCUGCACGCGUCAGCUCGCCGAGAUGGGCGCCCGUGUCAUCAAGGUUGAGAGGCGGGGUGAGGGAGAUUUCGCCCGCGGCUACGACAGGCGCGUGCGAGGCCAGUCGUCACACUUUGUCUGGACCAACCGCAGCAAGGAGUCGCUGGAGCUCGACGUCAAGAACCCCAAAGACCGCCGCGUCCUCGGCGAGCUGAUUGAGCGCGCCGACGUGCUGGUGCAGAACCUGGCCCCCGGUGCGGCGUCGCGCCUGGGGCUGUCUUACAACAAGCUCAAGAGGGAGAAUCCAGGGCUGAUUGUGUGCAACAUCUCGGGCUACGGGUCUGACGGCCCUUACCGCGACAAGAAGGCCUACGAUCUGCUCGUCCAGAGCGAGGCCGGUCUCCUGUCGGUGACGGGCAGCGAGAGCGAGCCCGCCAAGGUGGGCAUCUCGGUGGCGGACAUUGCCGCGGGCACGUCGGCACUGCAGAACAUCCUGGCGGCGCUGAUGAGGCGCGGACGCACCGGAAAGGGCUCGCACAUUGACGUGUCGAUGCUCGAGGCCAUGGCUGAGUGGAUGUCGUACCCCAUGUACUACGCCUUUGAUGGUGCCGAGCCCCCGACGCGCGAGGGGGCCUCGCACGCUUCCAUCUACCCUUACGGACCGUUUGACACCAAGACGACCCCGGUCAUGAUCGGCAUCCAGAACGAGCGCGAGUGGGUGGCCCUGUGCACCGAAGUGCUGGGCGACCCCGCCCUGGCGUACGACGGCCGCUUCGCCGACAACACGCUCCGUUCCCAGAACCGCGUCGAGCUGCGCGACAUCAUCCACGGCGCCUUUUCCAAGCUCUCGGCUGAGGAGGUUCUGGCUAAGCUCGACGCCUCGGAGAUUGCCAACGCCAAGGUCAACAGCAUGCAAGACCUCUGGGACCACCCCCAGCUCGAGGCCAGGGGGCGGUGGACAGAGGUCGACACGCCUCAGGGCAAGAUCCCCGCCCUCAAGCCCGCGGGCAUCACGGACGAUUCGCUCUACCGCAUGGGACCUGUUCCCAGCCAGUACCGUGCGUUUCUUGACACGACCCGAGAGAGCGCCCCCAAGAGGGGGAGGGGGGUUAACGAGACUAACGAAUGGCGAUGGCGUCACACUGACCCGAGGCUCUUUGCAUUCAUCGAUCGAUCCAACAUCGGCAACGCCAAGAUUGACGGACUGACAGAGGACCUGGGCAUAGCAGAAGGAAGCAAGUUCAACGUCGCCCUGCUGAUCUUCUACAUCCCCUAUGUCCUGGUUGACGUGCCGAGUAAUUGGAUCGUCAAGCGUGUCAAGGCCGGCAUCUACCUCCCUGCGCUCAUCACGUCAUGGGGCAUCGUGUGCACCUUUCUGGGCUUCACCAAAUCCUACGCCGGCCUGGUCAUCUGCCGGAUCCUCCUCGGCCUGUUCGAAGGUGGCCUCCUGGGCGGCAUACUCGUGUACCUGUCCAUGUGGUACCGACGGCACCGCAUGCUCUUUCGCAUCGGUCUCUUCUACUGUGCCGCUCCUCUGUCUGGUGCGUUUGGAGGACUGUUGGCCACCGGGUUGGCGCAGAUCGAGUACGGCGGGUAUAAUCGGUGGCCAUGGAUUUUCUUCAUCGAAGGCGCCAUCACCACCGUAUUUGGCCUAGUAUGCUUCGCCGUCAUGCCAAACACCCCCGCCGACGCCAAGUUUCUCACCCACGAGGAGCGAGUGGCUGCCAUGAACCGUCUCCAGGAAGACUACCACGGUGCCACGGCCAUCAGGGACGUCAACGAGGAGAAGUUCGACUGGCAUUGGGUUAGGAUGGCACUCACGGCGCCCCAGACGUACUUUUGUUCCAUAAUCUGGUUCAUGGUUCUCAUUCCUCUCUAUAGUUUCUCCCUCUUCCUCCCGAGCAUCAUCCGCGGACUGGGGUACCACUCCACGCGGGCCCAGCUCUUUACUGCGCCGCCCAACGCGGCCUCCUUCCUCACGGUCAUCGGCCUGUCAUUUGUCUCCGACAGGGUUGCCUACCGCGGCCCGUUCAUAGCACUGGGCAAUCUGGUCGGUAUAGGGGGUUACAUUAUGCUUCUGGUGGCGGAUCGGAAUACCGUUCGCUAUGGCGGGACGUUUCUCGUUGCUGUCGGCGUGUUUCCCUGCGCAGCCAUGGUCAUGGGCUGGCUUUCGAAUAACCUGGCACCUCAUUAUACUAGAGCCACCGGUCUGGGGGCCCAGGUUGCCUUGGCCAACCUUGCUGCAUUUCCGGCUACAUUCAUCUACCGGUCUCAAGAUGAACCCGAGUACACCCUAGGACACGCCGUUAGUCUUGGUGCCCUAGUCUUAUGCCUCAUCACCGUGUGUGCCCAGAUGGCUUACUGCCAGUGGGAGAAUGCCAAGAGGAAUCGUGGGGAGAGGGAUCAACGUCUUAUCGAAGGGAAUCCCAGUCGUCUGGGUCACCGCCAUCCGUCUUUUACAUACACUCUUUAG